GGUGUUAGUCACUGCGUGUGAUUCCCUAUAUACAAGCCCGAACACCCCGGAAACUCCACCGUCAACUCUUCCUCGAUUUUCGAUUUCGAAUUUCGCGCCGGAAUCUCCUACCAUUCAACAAAAAGAGAAGCGAGAAGCAACAAUAUAAAAGUCUAAAAAAAUAAAGAAAAGUGCAGAUCCAAUACUGAUAAAGAGCGCGAGUGCUCGAAAAUCGACGAUCCGCGCAAGGAAAGUUCGGCUCGCAUCAGUGAAAACAGAUUUCUCCGGUGGAUACGUACAGCAGAAUCGAGAACGUAAAACGUAUUCGCUGGAAACCGCUUUUGGUCGCCCUGUCCCGUCGGGCUUAAUUCUCGAAUUCUCGAUACGGGCCUAAUGCGCUCCUUUCCGGGCUUUCGCGACGCCACUGGUUCAUUCUGUGUCGGUGGUUCGGUGAUUUCAACGCGUGGCCGAGAAAUUCGACCAAUGACCUUGAUAUCGGGUACAGUGGUACCAUCAGGUGUUUCACGCGUGUUGCACGUUUAAUACUUGGUUACACGUUAUUCGUCUCGCAUAACUAAUCCUGAACCAACCUGAACGAAACUGAUUAAUUGUGAGCCAAUAUAUCCGAAUUGUGAAAAGUGCAUGUCUCUGAAGAUGACAAAUUUUUGAAGAUAUUGGAAAUUUCGUUUCAUUGACUGCUUCUGGAUUGUUGAUUACAUCGACUAAGGUUCCUUCUUACGAAACAUCGAUCGCUCCAGGAGUGAAAAUCGCAGGGUGCAUAAAACCAUUCGAGAUGAUAAUUAGGUAGAAUAAAAUGGCAAAAAUGAGCCACGAGACAAACGGUUCCAUUGCGGCAACGUCACUUCGAUAAUGGCAAACGAUUAAAGUAAAUUGCCAGAGUUGAUACAAUCUUCAGAGAAACCUGAACCGGCGAAUAUCGCUUCGCGAGGAUAAAACAAGGUAGUCCGAAAUCGAAAAAAGAGAAAAAAAAGUAGUUGGUGAUUCCUGAGGGAGAUAAAGUUUAGGAAACGUGAUCCGGGAUCCCGUUAGCAAUGUAUCGGCCAAAUUUUUACGAAAGCACGUGUCUGCGGUGUCAGCAGACUGUUUACCAAGUCGACAGGGUGGGUCCUUUGAAGGAUUUUACUUUCUUUCAUGCUGGCUGCUUCAAGUGUUCUAGGUGUGGUACCAAGUUGACCUUAAAGACUUAUUACAACAAUCAACAUAAAAUUAAUGACAAAGAAGUAUACUGCAGCAGUCAUGUUCCGAAACCAGGUCCUGGGACGCUGGACGGAUCCAGCGUGGGAAUAAGAAGUGCACUCAAUGUGCCUAGAAGCGGCUAUGUUAAUGAACAAAUCAGGGCUGGUGGAUCUCCCAGAACGGUUUUUCCACCGAGUUACGAAAGCGUCGAUACACCAGUGCAUGGUAAGCAUCUAAACGGACAUGGAUCACCUCCAGGAAAUCGUGAUUCUCACGGUAAUUACGGAGGAAGUUCAUCUCCUUACAACAACUUAUCAGGAGAUGGAUGUUAUCAGUACGGAAGAUUCGAUGCAAGUGCGCUUCACAUCGCUCAUGCCCUGAAACAAACGGAACUUCAAAAAGGAUACAGCAAAGCUCGAGAAAAACCGAUUGACUUUUAUUUGGAUCGAGAUGAACAAACCCGUCUGGAAAUGAAACAUCGAAAAGAGGAAGACGACCUAUACAGGAAAUUCGCACACCAUCGUGAAGAAGAAGAUCGCAGGAUUAGAGAAGAAUUCAGAGACGAAUGGGAAAAAGAACUAGAGCAAUUAUCAGAAAGAUGGGAGCGAGAAAGAGGAUUAAAACGAAGUCAUCAAUUUCAACAAGAAAAAGAAGACCUUGAGAAAAAUAUGACACUUCGAAGGGAUAAAAAGAAGGAAAGUCUAACGAGAAAAAUGCUCGAGCACGAAAGAGCGGCGACUGCAGCUUUAGUAGAGAAACAAAGUUCCGAGAUGUUAGAAUUAAUAAAUGGAGCGAGAAGCGAGUACAUGCGUCAAGAAAGUUUGUAUCUCGAUGAGGGGAUCGAAUAUGCUCAAGAAUUGCCUCCACAGCCUUAUCCUUCGCAGGCACCUCCACCUCAUCCACCAGCUCUUGCCAAAUAUCAUCUUUAUAAUGACCCCAUAGAAUUUGCAGACAUAGACCAAAUUGCAAUUUCGGUUGCACAAGAGGACCAGAAGACCUUUACGGACCUCGUGCGACAAUUAGUUAGCAAAUGCGGAUCAGACAUAGAAAAGGCGAGAACAAUCUUCAGAUGGAUUACAGUUAAAAAUUUAAAUACGAUGCAGUUUGAUGAUAAUUUGAGAGGGGACACACCUAUGGGACUUUUGAGGGGAAUUAAACAUGGGACUGAAAGCUACCAUGUUCUCUUCAAACGACUGUGCAGUUAUGCAGGUCUUCACUGCGUGGUGAUUAAGGGCUACAGUAAAUCAGCAGGUUAUCAGCCAGGUGUCUGCUUCGAGGAUAACAGAUUCAGAAAUAGUUGGAACGCAGUUUACGUUGCGGGCUCCUGGAGAUUUGUUCAAUGUAAUUGGGGAGCUCGACAUCUUGUUAACGCUAAAGACGUUCCGAAUCCAGGUCAUCCUAAAGAAAAAAGCGACAGUCUGAGAUACGAAUAUGACGAUCAUUAUUUCCUCACCGAUCCUCGAGAAUUUAUUUAUGAAUUCUUCCCCCUUCAGGAAGAGUGGCAACUUUUAAAACAGCCAAUUUCCCUGAAAGACUUCGAGGAAUUGCCCUUUGUUCGGUCUCUAUUCUUCAGGUACGGUCUUUACUUUCCUGAUACGAAUACGAAUGCUGUAAUGUAUACGGAUUCCACCGGGGCGGCGACAGUGAGGAUAGCAAUGCCAGCUCACAUGCAAUCUUCUCUCAUUUUCCACUACAACCUCAAAUUUUACGACAGUGACGGAGAUAAUUACGAUGGAGUGUCUCUCAAGAGAUUUGUCAUGCAGUCUGUGGUUGGAAAUCUAGUAGCGUUUCGAGUACACGCUCCCUGUUCUGGCGCUUUCCUUUUGGACGUUUUUGCGAACGCAGUCACGCCAAAGGAAUAUUUAACUGGUGAGCCAAUGAAAUUCAAGAGCGUUUGCAAAUUCAAGAUUUCUUGUGAGGAACUUCAAACAGUAAUGGUACCACUUCCGGAUUGUGCGAGUGGAGAAUGGGGUCCCACCAAAGCCACAAGACUAUUUGGACUCGUGCCAAUCACGCAUCAGGAAGCACUCGUUUUUGCUGGUCGGGAAUUGGAGAUUCAAUUCCGUAUGUCUCGACCUUUGACGGACUUUAUGGCGACCCUGCACAAGAAUGGAAUUGAGGAGAAGCGUUUGUCCAAGUAUGUCACGCAUUCUGUGACAGACGAUGAUGUAGUGACUUUCUCCAUUAGCUUUCCGGAGGAAGGUCAAUAUGGGCUCGAUAUUUACACCAGAGAAUCGGCCAGUCCGUCUCAUCACGACGUGUCUGGAGAAAAGCAUUUACUCACUCAUUGCUGCAAAUAUCUCAUUAAUUCAAGCAAAAGAAACUAGAAUUCCAGAGAAUCGAUCCAUUCAUCUCAAAUCUUCCAGAUCUACCCAAAUCAAUUAAUUAUUUAUAAUUAUACGAGUACGGUAGAAAUAUAAAUAACUCCAUAGUUACCUCUUUAUAUAGAGAAGUCGCGCAAGUAGCGGAGAAUUAUUAGCAACUUCAUUGAUGACGAUUAAUAAUUUAUAAUGUAUAUAAUAUAUAAUAAGAUAACAGAGGGUGAAACAUAAUUCGUUCAACUAGUGGGGAAAAUUCGAGGGGCGGAUAAUUUCUCAUUGCAGCGCAAAGUUUCCAAAUCGAUUGAAGCUCACAAAUGAUUUUUGAAUUAAAAUUGUAUUAAAUUUUUGCAGAAGUUACGUUUUCAAAACUGAUUCCUGUGAAAUGAAACAAUUUAAAGUGAAAAAUGUAAAGAAAACGGUAAACUUUAAAAUCCACGUAUCUACAAAAUUAAACAACUUUCAAUUUGAUGCGUUCA
Molecule: messenger RNA, 3973 nt
Organism: Belonocnema kinseyi
Lineage: Eukaryota; Metazoa; Arthropoda; Insecta; Hymenoptera; Cynipidae
Gene: Hil
Product: hillarin
Exons: 12
Coding region: 1032-3503 (823 amino acids)
Source: RefSeq, a predicted model, not a curated record